Xyrichtys novacula (pearly razorfish) is the source of this 5537-nucleotide messenger RNA. The record is from the annotation of a GenBank genome assembly. Lineage: Eukaryota; Metazoa; Chordata; Actinopteri; Labriformes; Labridae.
AUGACAGGGAAAGAGGGAGUUGUGUUUUCAGACUCUGAAAACAAACAGAAACCAGCCUCACAAACAGGCGUCAACCACUCGGGCUCUCAGCUGCCGGGCCCGGGGUGGAAGAUGGCCCCCGUGGUGCACCGGCGGACCGGCUUCGGCAUCCAGGAGCUGCUCGGCCUCAAUAAGGAGCCGCCGGCGGCCCCGAGACGACCUCUGGAGGCUCUGCCCCACAGGGCGCACGUGCUGGCUGCCAGGUCGGCCCUUGGACACGGGGCUAUUGGAGUUGGGAUGGGUUUGCUGGGACCAGAGGGAAUACACUCGUUUUACAGCCAGCCUGCGUUUUUGGAGGUGCUGUCAGAGGCGCAAAAUGUUCACCUGCAGCCGCUGCACAGGACGGCGCACAUGGACGUUCAGAUGGAGACACAACACUCCAACAGCUCCGGUGAGUCAGGAGAGCUUCACACUUCACUCCUGAGGGUUUACUGUUAGUCAUUUCACCAGAGCUAACUCAUGUAUUCAGGCUAAAGCUCUUGAUUCAAGUGAAGGGAAAUGCAGGCUGUCUUGUACAACAUGACAAAAAGUGCUGGUAUGACAAGGGCCUUUGAACAAAUUUGUCAGUGAAAUUUAAUUAAAGAAAAAAGGUUGUACUAAUUUAGAAUCUAAAGAUCCUUUUUUUAAAAAAUGGGAUUAAACUAAAAAUUUCAAGAGGCUGUAAUUUAUCAGGAAGCAUUUAACAACUACCUCUGAAUAAGCAGUGUCAGUAACAUUAUUUUUGUUAUCGUCGAUAUGGUUUGAACAUUUAGAUAAAAGCCUAAAGCCUUUUUGAAUAAAAUUCGCGUUAAACAGUCAACCUGCAGAAAUGCCAAUUAUACAGCACAACAUAUUUUUAUAUAAGGGUAUUAUAUCUUACCUUUUUAUUAUUUAGUUUGUUAGUUUAAUUAUUGAAUAGUUUCUAUUUACCCACCAGUGUUUGUACCUACUCAUGUGUCCCGACUUUUUCUGUGUCUCUGUCAGAUUCAGAUGACAUGAGUCCAUCGUCCUGUGAUCAGAAAAUCUCCAAGUCCUCCCUGAGUCAGAAUAAGAAGAGGAAGAAGAGGAGACACAGGUAAAAUAACAACAAAGAAAAAAAAGGAAAAAAAGGGGAAAAAAAUAGAAGAAUAAACACUCUACAAAUGGAAAGCAGGAUUGUUUAUCAGUGUGUUUUCUUUUCCCUCCAAAACGUUUCAUGAAGCCAUUUAAAAAAAUAAAAUCAGUUAAUGGGCAGACAUUUUAUUAUUGUGUUAUUACAUUAAAUUAAAUUCUGUUAUAGCUUUUGGGAUUUUGUUUACAAAAUAUUAUAUAUAUAUAUAUAAUAUUUUGUAAACAAAAUCCCAAAAGCUAUAACAGAAUUUAUAUAUAUAUAUAUAUAUAUAUAUAUAUAUAUAUAUAUAUAUAUAUAUAUGUGUGUGUGUGUAUGAAGAGAGAGAGAGAGAGAAUUUUCUAAACACAAUCCCAACUAUAAAGCUGUAACAGCAUUUAUAUAACAGAAUUAUAAAGAAAUAAAGAAAAUACAUAAAUAAUAAAUAAAUAAAAUAAAGAAUUUGUACAAGGAAAAACAUCAACUUGUUUUUACUUGUAUUUUAUUUGUGAAUCUUUAUGAAUCUAUGAUCAAUAUCAUUCACUUUUCUUUUGUUACUAUCCACACAAAAGGGCUAAAAAUAAUACCAACUUUUCAUACAAUGUUAACCUUUCUGUUUUCAUUUGUUUACAUUUAUUGAGUUGUGGACAAUUUGAUUGAAUAAACAUUUAAACAUUUGAGCCUGUAUGAAUACAUUUAGUAAAUAAUGUAGUUAAUUAUUAUCAUCUUUUUUGUCUGCAGAACCAUUUUCACCUCUUACCAGCUGGAGGAGCUGGAGAAAGCAUUUAAUGAAGCUCACUACCCAGACGUGUACGCCCGAGAGAUGCUCUCCAUGAAAACUGAGUUACCAGAGGACAGGAUACAGGUGUGUAAGCGAGUUUUUUUUUGUGUUGCUCUGAUAGUGACUUAAUUUUUUUUAACCUCAGACACUCCAGUCAUGAUGAUUUCACGUGAGGGAAAAUCAACAGAGGAGCAAGGAUUUCUUUCCUGUCAAAAAAAAUUCAGAUGUUUCUGGCAGUACAAUUUUUAACAUUACCUCACGUUUAAAGAUAUUUGCAAUCAGAAUUUGUAUUUAUAACCAAUAUAGCCUGUCGGAUGAGAAAGACAGUUUUUUGCCCUUAAAACAAAGGUACACAGACAGUCAGACAUUCCACCAACAUCAUCCUCUCAUUUCUCUGUGCUCCCACAUUGGCCGCCAAUUCACCCUCUCAGAGUAAUUAGUUAAUUGAGGAGAACUUCUCAUCUCUUUCCCGCUAUAGAGUUGGUCUGUGGCCUGAAAUGAAACGAUAACUACGCAGAAAUUAAUGAGUGCAGGUCAGCGGCCGAGCACAGAGCUCUGCCUGCAUGCUGCUCCGAGCCUUUUAAUUUCCCGUGAUAUUUGAGCGCCUGGCUCCCAUUGAUCGGGCCCUGAAAUUAACUAUUUUUCAAUCAGCCCUCUCACCCCCAGGGUCACCUCUCUCAGGAAGUACUUCAUACACACACACACACACACAAGUGAAGACAUACACAGCAUGCACACUCACACUGUCGCUGUCAGACAGCAUAAUUGCUUUUCUGAGGCUCAUCUUUUUAUGAGAUGGAGGUUAUCAUCAGAUCUACCUGAAUGGCUUUCCAGGCUCGGCUUUUGAUCGUUUUUAAUUCCAGAUCUGGGGAAUAUACACGCACACACUUACACACACACUUACACACACACACGCGCGCAAACAAUCUCACCUCAUCCUGUUUUCCUUCUCAUCCAUAUUCAUGAGACUAUUACAGUUUCUGGCCUUCUGGAAAUCAAUCUAGGCACUUGAGUCAGUAGGAGAAUAAUGCAGACACGCACGCACGCGCGUGCGCACACACACACACAACAAAAUUUUCUAUAACUGUAACAAAAUAUAAAAAGCUCAAUAUUAUUGCUUGUUUUCCUAACCCAUUUUGUGCAUCACUCUUAAAACACACCUUUUCUGUAUUUGCUUGCAGAAAUAUAGAAAUUUUAGAGAAACUGUUGGGAUAAAACAUUUAAAAUCACUCUCUGUCCUCCCUUUUUGUUUUUUAAACCUCCAGCAGAUGUCAUUGUUUCAUUUUUACACAUCACUCGGAAAUAUUUUCUUAUAUAAAUAAACCAAAGAAGUGAAAAAGGAUUUAAUCAGUUUUCAAAUGAAAAUCCUCAAUACUGAUUUUGGGAUGUAUGUUUGAUGACUCUGCAACACACUGAUACACUAAAAAGAACCAAUGUCUAAUGACUAUGUGUAAAAAUGUAGAUUGCAUCGUGGAAACUUAACAAAAAAAAACUGUGCUCAUACAGCAAGGGAAUCCAAAAUAUAUAAAAAAAAUAGAUACUGUUUUUUUUUCUGAGAUCAAAGAUUUAUAGUAUGUACUUGUCUGGGCAGCUCAAACUAAUGGUUCACCAAUAUCACUUUUUCUAUAGCUGAUGCCAACACUUUUUUUACUGUGUUCAAAAACAAACAAACAAAAAAUACAAUUUAAUAUUUCUAACAACAACAAAAAAAACAUCUGAAGAGGAGACAAUAUUUGGUGAAGUAAAAUUGUCAUUUUAGGUAGUUUGGGAUUCCUGUCCAGCUAUAUGAAAUAAAUAAGAAAGGGAAAAAAAUAUUGUAAAUAUUGUAAUAUUUGAAAAAUCACAUAGAAAUCCAUUUUUCCAAGCAGGAUACGAUUUAGUAUUGGUAGAUAUCUUUGCUAGCAACAUAUAGUAUUUUAGGUGGAAUUUCAAUGAAAUCAUAAAAAAGAGAAAUGCUUUGAGAUAUUUCUUUCAGAACAUUAAACAGCAUUAUUCUGCACAGAGAUUAUAUUAAACACUGACCAGUAACUGGUUUGGAUUUGAUAUGCUGCCAUGUGUCAUAAUGAUGAUAUCAACCUUGUGAGGGCUGAUGCAGAUGUUAUGCUGAUUAUGUCAAAUCAGCCCAAUUAAUCUGUCUGCAGAUUAAUCAGACUGUCUCUAACUCAAUGCUGCAUUAAUUAGAAUAAAGCCAACACAAUCAUACACAAUAUAUUAACAGUCUCACACUUUCAGAUUAGAAAUGAUGUUCUGUACAUUUAAAUCAUGCAAAUUUUCAGUUCAGUCUAAACCUUAUCUGGCCUUCAUGUCUCCAGGUGUGGUUUCAAAACCGCAGAGCGAAAUGGAGGAAGAGGGAGAAGUGUUGGGGUCGCAGUAGCGUCAUGGCAGAGUACGGCCUGUACGGAGCGAUGGUCCGCCACUCCAUCCCGCUGCCAGAGUCCAUCCUCAAGUCAGCCAAGGAGGGUGUCACUGACUCCUACGCGCCGUGGUUAUUAGGUAAACUGUUGCAUUACAAAAGAAUACAUUAAGCAUGUCCACUUGGACAGUUUCAAUCCGUAUUUAGUGUUUCUUACAUGUUACAGUAGGAGACAAGCACAAACGAGUUUUGAAGGCUGCAUUUUAUUUAGCUGCUUACAUUGUGAGGUCUUAGUUUUCAGCUUGCUGCAGCUCUGACACACUGAUGUCAUUUUCUAGGUACUUUCUGAAUAAUAAAGACAAAGUUCACUUCCAAACAUUGACAAUUUUUUUACAUUUAUAAGUUAAGCCACUGACAAAUCAGCUUCCUCCUUUUCACUCUAAGACAUAUAUCAUACUGCGGCCAGCAACUGACAUAUCAUAGUUGUCUGGCAAGUGGGCCUUUGAAUCCUUGUGCACUUUGUUACUUUCUGGUCAUAUUUUGGCAAAAGCGUUGGAUCUGAAUGUUACAUGCUGUUAAAACUGUCUUGAAAAUUGGGAUUAAGAUGCAUUAAGGAGGUGGGAUAAACCUGGCUGAUGUUAGGAGCCAAUAAAAGUGUCAGCAUGUCAAUAAACUGCAAGCAGUCGAUACAGUGAUAAUCCUACAUAAUCAGGACAGAUUAGAACAAAUCUCCUCUCGAGGGGUUAAUGUCAAUUGAUUAGUUCAAAUCAAUUAGGUGACUAAUUGAAUGAGAGGUCCCUGCCAUCCAUCUAAUCUUCAAUCUCCUGCACACAAUUUCACUGUCAAAUUAAUGCCAUUCCCAGAUUUACUGAAUUCCACCAGAAAACAAGGACACUUAACACAGCUUUAAGUCCUCAUUGCGUUUUCUCUUCUCUCCCUUCAGGUAUGCACAAAAAGUCAGUGGAAACCUCUCCUGGAAAACCCAGCAACCUCACACCACCUUCACCUUCACCUUCACCUGCACCUGCACUGGCAGCGAUAACAUUAAAAGACAAACCAGAGGACAAAGUGAUGGAAGAAGAGAAGGAGGAACAGAUGAAAGACUCAAACCCACACAUCUCAAAAGAGGAGCUUAGGGAGAACAGUAUCGCUGUGCUGCGAGCAAAGGCACAGGAGCACAGUGCCAAGAUGCUUGGGACAGUUUCUGACAGAACAAACAGUCAGGGAGGACACAAAGAGGAGGCUGAGGACAAAGGGACAGAACAGGACACAGCAGAGGCAAAGAACAAAGACUGAAG